Syngnathoides biaculeatus (alligator pipefish) is the source of this 2779-nucleotide messenger RNA. Its product is annotated as moesin-like. NCBI's taxonomy places the organism in Eukaryota, Metazoa, Chordata, Actinopteri, Syngnathiformes, Syngnathidae. The record is from RefSeq and is a predicted model, not a curated record. Gene Ontology annotation, biological process: positive regulation of early endosome to late endosome transport; positive regulation of protein localization to early endosome; regulation of organelle assembly. Gene Ontology annotation, molecular function: actin binding; cell adhesion molecule binding. Gene Ontology annotation, cellular component: plasma membrane; cytoskeleton; microvillus. The transcript is spliced from 13 exons. Bases 346 to 2085 code for a protein of 579 amino acids.
GCUCUGGGUGUGGUUUGCUAGUCCGGGUCCCGUUAGCAGGAAACCCAGCUUUCGAGUCCACUUCACUCGGGAGGGCGCCACGAACCAAGAGACUUUUCCAGUUCCCCUCGCGAGCUGUUUUGGGGGCUUGUUUUUGGGGGGGUUUGUUUUUUUGUUUUUCUCCUCCAGUCGAGGUGGGGCCUCGCUUUUGGACACGAGGGCGUUUCGCGGCUCGCAUGCGAAAAAAGUUCCGAAGCUGCCUUCGAAAACUGCUCGUCUGUCUCUUCAGCUGCUUUGGGGGCUUCUUAGACUUUUGGGUUUGUUUUUAAUUUCCUGCCAAGCCCGAGCGGAGCAACACAAGCCAAGAUGCCGAAAACGAUUAGCGUGAGAGUCACCACGAUGGAUGCGGAGCUGGAGUUUGCCAUUCAGCCCACGACGACAGGAAAGCAACUCUUUGACCAGGUCGUUAAGACCAUUGGGUUGCGGGAGGUUUGGUACUUUGGACUCCAGUACCAGGAUACCAAAGGCUUGUCUACGUGGCUCAAGCUCAAUAAGAAGGUGACGGCCCAAGAUGUGAGGAAGGAGAGCCCUCUGCUAUUUAAGUUCCGUGCCAAGUUCUUUCCGGAGGAUGUCUCGGAGGAGUUGAUACAGGACGCCACCCAGCGGCUUUUUUUCCUGCAGGUGAAGGAGGGAAUCUUAAACGACGAUAUCUACUGCCCCCCGGAGACCGCCGUCCUCCUGGCGUCUUACGCCGUGCAGGCCAAGUUUGCGGACUACAACAAAGAAGUCCACACGCCGGGCUAUCUAUCCAACGAACAUCUGCUCCCUCAGAGAGUCCUGGACCAGCACAAGCUCAGUAAGGACCAGUGGGAGGAGAGGAUUCAAGUGUGGCAUGAAGAACACAAGGGAAUGAUGAGAGAGGAAUCCAUGAUGGAGUAUUUGAAGAUCGCCCAAGACCUGGAGAUGUACGGAGUCAACUACUUCAGCAUCAAAAACAAGAAAGGAACAGAGUUGUGGCUGGGAGUGGACGCUUUGGGACUCAACAUUUAUGAACAGAACGACAAAAUGACGCCCAAAAUUGGCUUUCCUUGGAGUGAAAUCAGGAAUAUUUCCUUCAACGACAAGAAAUUUGUCAUCAAACCGAUUGACAAGAAAGCUCCGGACUUUGUAUUUUAUGCGCCGAGGCUGCGCAUCAACAAGCGUAUUCUGUCUCUGUGCAUGGGGAACCACGAGCUUUACAUGCGCCGCCGCAAACCCGACACCAUCGAAGUGCAGCAGAUGAAGGCUCAGGCUCGGGAGGAGAAGAACCUCAAGAAGAUGGAACGAGCUCUGCUGGAUAACGAAAAGAGGAAAAGGGAAGCCGUGGAAAAGGAAAAGGAGAAGAUCGAGAAGGAAAAAGAGGAAUUAAUGGAACGGCUGAAGCAGAUCGAGGAGCAGACCAAGAAAGCUCAGCAAGAUCUGGAGGAGCAAACGAUGAGGGCUCUGGAGCUGGAGCUGGAGAGGAAGCGAGCCCAGGAGGAGGCCGAGCGCCUGGAGGCUGACCUGAAAGGCGCCGAGGACGCCAAGAUGGCUCUCUUGCAACAGUCGCAGAACCAGAUGAAGAACCAAGAGCAUCUGGCCACCGAGUUGGCUGAGCUGACCUCAAAGAUUUCCCUCCUGGAGGAUUCCAAGAAGAAGAAGGAAGAGGAGGCAACGCUGUGGCAAGAGAAGGCCACCCUGGUGCAGCAGGACUUGGAGAAGACCAAAGAAGAGCUCAAAAACAAAGUGAUGGCGGCCCACGUCCAGGAGCCCCUCAACACCGAGAACGAGCACGACGAGAACGACGAAAGCAGCGCCGAGGCCAGCGCAGAGUUCACGUCGGCCGCCGGGUACAAGGACCGCAGCGAGGAGGAGCGCAUGACCGAGGCGGAGAAGAACGAGCGCCUGCAGAAACACCUGCUCGCGUUAAGCUCCGAGCUGGCCAACGCCCGCGACGAGACCAAGAAGACGGUCAACGACAUGAUCCACGCCGAGAACAUGCGGGCGGGACGGGACAAGUACAAGACCCUCAGACAGAUCCGCUCGGGCAACACCAAGCAGCGCAUCGACGAGUUCGAGUGCAUGUGAUCCGCUCGAGCGGACCGGCCCUUUGGAUCGGUCACAUUUCCACGCGCUACCAUUCCAAACCGAAUUUAGGCAAGCCACUGGUCGAUAAAAAGGGACAUACUGUAUUUUGUAGGCGCGUUCCGUUCCUCAUUUAGGAGGUUUGGAGCAUAUCUCGUUAAAACGGACCACAUCAGAUCGACAAAAAUUGUAAUUUCAUCUCAUCGUUCUGUCGCUUCCAAAUGAAAGGCCGCAAAAUUUACACUUCUGCUGUACACGUGGAAACGGAAUUUUUUCUGUCCGGAAUAAAAGAUGGCCUUAUGCGCCCGCACCACUUUUUGAAAAAACAAUGCAAAAAAAAAAAAAAACACAAACUUGGACUUGACUUCAGUGAAGUUUUACGGUGCUUCACUAGAGCAGCAUUUUUUUUGCGAUAUAGACUGAAUAAACGUGUGCCAUAAAGAAAGCUUUUUAGUUUCAAGUGUGAAAUUUGGAUCUUUCUGAUGAAAAUGGAAGCAAAAAAUAAAAUGUAAAAAAAAAUUGGAUGAUUUUGGUCAGAUUGUAGCUCGUGCAUAAAAAAUACAGACUUUUCUUUUAAAUUAUUUUUUAGCUUUGAGGUUUAAGCGUUAGGCUUGUGGCUGUUCAUACAUGAGUUUUUAUUAAUCAAUUAGUUUUGUUAUCAAUUAGUUUAUUCAAUUCAACAUCCUGCAGUAUGUCU